UGAGAACUUGCAUCUCGUUUUUCAACUUGGAGAUGAUGGGUCUUCAAUUCCGUUUAAUAACAAUUUCACCGGUGGAUCAAACCACCAGUCUGAAGAUAUCCACACUUGACAAAAGAAGCACAUGAAGCCGAUCCUGGAAAAAUACCGCAAUUCUCAUAACCAUCGCAACAAACUCGACUUAAUCCUUGUCCAAAGCCACACGCGGACUACUCACUAGUGACUUCUCGACUUCAAUCAAUCAAUCAUCAUCAUCACAACAAUAACACCUACCUAUUGAAAGGCUCACAUCAACAACAAUCAUAAUGUACUCCAAAUUCUGGCCCAAAGGCGGCCUGCCCGGCAUCCUCCACCACUACACCGAAACCCUCGUCACAUUCGAAUACACAACCCCCUCAAUCCGCAAACCCCACAGCCUCCUCUUCGUCGGCGGCCUCGGCGAUGGCCUAGCCACAACUUCCUACAUGGCCGACCUCGCCAAAGCCCUCCAACCAACAGACUGGUCCCUCUUCACCCUAAACCUCACCUCCUCCUACCAAUCCUGGGGUCUGGGCCACCUCGACCGCGACACCACCGAAAUCGCCCAAUGCCUAAACUACAUCAAAGACUACAAGACCGAGACCUACGGUCCGGGGAAGAUAGUCCUAAUGGGCCAUUCAACCGGCUCCCAGUGCGUUUUGCACUAUCUCUCCCGUCCCAACCCGCACCCAACUGUCCCAGCGUUCGAUUCAACCCUUGAGCAUGUUACGCGCAUGAGACUCGACGGCGCGAUCAUGCAGGCUCCCGUUUCUGAUCGUGAGGCGAUUAAGUGGGUCUUGAAAUGGGGGAUUGGGGGCAAGACGCCGGAGCAGGUUAAGGAGAUUUAUGAUAAGGUAGUUUCGAUGGCGCGUGAGGGUGUGGCGAAGGAUGAGGAGCAGGGAUUUGAUACGCUGCUUCCGAUUGCAUUGACCGGGCAAAUGGGGUAUCCGGCUAAUACGCCGAUUAGUUGUCGGCGGUUGUUGAGCUUGGUUAGUCCUGAUAGUCCGGCUGCGCCGGGGGAGGAUGAUAUGUUUAGUUCGGAUUUGAGUGAGGAGCAGCUUGGGAGGACGUUUGGGUUGAUUGGCCAGGGCGGGUUGCUGGGGUAUAAGUUGAUGGUUUUACAUUCUGGCGCCGAUCAGUCGGUUCCGGAUUGGGUGGAUAAGGAGGCGUUGUUGGCGCGGUGGAGGGAUGUGGUGAAUAAGGGGGGCAAGGAGAUUUGGGAUAGUGAGCAUAGUGGGGUCAUUCCCAAUGCUUCGCAUGCGUUGAGUAAUGAUGAUCAGGCGGAGCCCAGGAGGUGGUUGGUGGAGAGGGUUAUGGGGUAUUUGAGGGGAGCGGAGAAGGCGUGAGGGCUUUUAUAGGAUUAGAUACUAGGUAUAUGUACAUAUUUAUUGAAUGCGCCCACGAAAAUUACCUAGUAUUGCAGGCACCCGACAUAUGCCUGGCGAAAUGACCAUCUGCGGAAGUAUGUGGUUUGUUGAAUACUAUGAUAAUCGGGCCGCAUAUAAAAGGCCUCAUAAUCCUCACCUAGAUAGGCCUUCUUGAUAGUCUGAUAGGAUCAUAAAUCUGAUCGUUUUGAAAAUUGUUUCAUACGAAUAGCUUACCAGAUAUCCUGCAAUAUUUUAAAAAGCCACUUCCGUGAAAUGCGAGGUAUAAUGAAC
Molecule: messenger RNA, 1673 nt
Organism: Aspergillus alliaceus
Lineage: Eukaryota; Fungi; Ascomycota; Eurotiomycetes; Eurotiales; Aspergillaceae
Gene: sidJ
Product: putative siderophore biosynthesis lipase/esterase
Exons: 2
Coding region: 303-1361 (352 amino acids)
Source: RefSeq, a predicted model, not a curated record